CAAGCAUAUUGACAGCAACAUGGACGUUUAUGAGAAAAGGAUGACGACUACUUUGGAACUUCUAACCAACGCAACAGGUGAUAUUGGGUUUGCUACUACCAUUCCCUCGGCGCGUGAUAUCAUACCGAUCGAUGAUUGGCUGUGGGCUCCAGUCACGUGGUCAUGGUGGGAGAUCCUGCAGGCGGUGUUUGCUGCGAUCGGAUUAGCCGGGAACCUCCUUGUCAUGGCUGUUCUCUUUCAGAGGAGGACCACGAGAAAGUCGGCUGACGCCCUCAUCGGUGCGUUGGCAGCCGCUGAUUUCAUGACAUCACUUUUUAUGAUACCCCACCGUGAACCCCAGACAGUCCCCGAUACCCUGAUUGGUCAUCUUGCCUGCAAGGUUCUUCUCUCAUCCGUCUUUAUGUGGGUUUCCGUCAUGGCCUCGGUGUUCACACUGACUGCUAUAUCAGUGGAAAGGUUUAUUGCAGUAGUUUAUCCUCUCUACGCGAAGCGCUACCUGACCACGCGUCGAACCAUAACCACCGUCAUUAUCAUAUGGGUAUGCUGUGCCAUCAUUAACUGUCAAUCUUUCGUUGUGACGUCCGUUGACCCUUCAACCCGGAACUGCAUUGUGAGGUACAAAUCCAUGGUAUCGCAGAAAAUCUUCGGGAUCUGCGUUUUCUUGCUCCUGUUCAUCAUCCCUACUUCAAUCAUGCUCUUAUCACAAAUCCUCAUCGCUCGAGAACUACAGAGACAAUCAGUACGCUUCGCAGACGAUCAAAGAACCGACCCAUCGAGUCCUGCUUACAACAUCCUCCGCGCCAAAAAGCGCGUCGUCAGACUCCUUCUCAUAGUUGUGUCCAUGUACAUCAUCUGUUGGGCACCUGAUCAUAUCGCUUUCCUGGCUUUCAAUCUACACCUCUUAGACGUAUCCUUCCUGUACAGCCCCUUGUACCACGGACUUGUCGUUCUUGCGUUCUUCAAUUCCUGCGUCAAUCCUAUCAUCUAUGGAGUCAAUUAUCCAGAAUUCAGGAAGGCACUUCGGGAGACUUUCUGGGAGUCAUCGAGCUCCAUCCAACGAGCGUCGCUGUUCGCUCCGGACACGAGUCACACGACGAGUUCAAGGGCCUGAAUAUUGGGACUUGAUUGAAUGACAUUGGUUGACAUUGAUGUAAUCUAACUGCAAAAAAUCUUCGCUGUUAGAUUGUUGCCUCUGUGUACGAUAUGUUGUAAAAACGAAGCCCUGAUGAAGUUGCACUAACAAUCAUUAUUUGAUACUUCAAAAGUGAAAAAGUGCAAUUGACCGGAAACUUCAUCCCGAUUUCGUUUCAUAUAAUGCAUGUGCUAACAUUAUUCUCCCUAGCAGAAUGUCAAAUUAUGAUGUUUUUCCACGUCACAGAUAGGCCUUGAAAUUUC
Messenger RNA from Lytechinus variegatus (green sea urchin), 1395 nucleotides. Its product is annotated as gastrin/cholecystokinin type B receptor-like. Gene Ontology annotation, biological process: G protein-coupled receptor signaling pathway. The record is from RefSeq and is a predicted model, not a curated record. The coding region runs from base 20 to 1111 and encodes 363 amino acids. Gene Ontology annotation, molecular function: G protein-coupled receptor activity. The transcript has a single exon. Gene Ontology annotation, cellular component: membrane. NCBI's taxonomy places the organism in Eukaryota, Metazoa, Echinodermata, Echinoidea, Temnopleuroida, Toxopneustidae.